AGCUUGAUUUUUGCACAAGCUGAAGUUGCAGAGUCAUGAGUGUUUCGUCCUCUGUGGGUUUGUUGGUCUAACUGUGUGUCCGUGGGUUGUGUGUGUUAACCGGAUAGUUCAUAGUGGGAACCAUGCAGUGCUGGUACAUUGCAGCUGCUCUUCUGUGGACAGCAGUAGCCACAGAGGGAAGAGCCGUCCCAUCACUUCCAAACUUCGGAAAGGCCUAUCAUGUCAAAGGGGUGAUCUCUCUGCCCUAUGCUGAGAUCAAGGAGCCAUUUGAGGCCUGGCUAGACCUGGCAGCGAAGUCCAGCAGAAUAGAUUAUUACCAUGGCCAAGUAUCUACGUACCAGCUGGGCUCGGAGCAGCAGUGGGGCACCUCUUAUAAAAUCACACCUGAGACCACAGAGGUAGAGCUGAACGUCAUGAAGUGCUUUCAGGUCAAUGGAACAAAGGAUGAACCAGUCACACCACAGGCAUCGCUGCCAGACGUGCAGGGUUUCCAGUUCCUAAGAAUGGAGUACUAUGGAGGCUCGCUGUGUGAGGUUUGGCAGAAUGUGACCACCGUGGGCUACAAGAAGAACACGUACACACUGUGGGUGACCCGGGAAGAGAGGGGUGCAGACGGCAAGGAAGACCCCGCCACCCCCCUCCAUUAUGAGAUGAUGGGCUACAACACACUGCUGGGGUCUCACUAUGACAAAUACCUGGUGGACUACAGGGAGUUCAGCACCCACGUGGACCCCAAAGUCUUCUCACUGCCCGAAGGAAUGACCUGUGGAGGAUUUCCUGGUCCAGGAGUGGAGCACCACAUGUUGGCCAAUCCAAUGAAAGACCUCGUCCACACGUCUGCAUCAGGCCACGCGCAGCGCAUGUUCGGCCACUUCAAGGAGAAGUUCCAGCGGCAGUAUGCCGAUGAGAGGGAGCACGAGAAGAGAGAGCACGCUUUUGUCCAUAAUCUCCGGUUUGUCCACUCCAAGAACAGAGCAGGACUGUCCUUCUCCCUGGCUCUGAACUCGCUGUCAGAUCGCACCAUGUCCGAGCUCGCUACCAUGAGGGGUAGGAGACGAGGCAAGACCCCGAACAAAGGGCUUCCGUUCCCUGCAAGCCUUUAUGAAGGGGUGCAGGUACCCGAGUCCCUCGACUGGAGGCUUUAUGGUGCUGUGACCCCAGUGAAGGACCAGGCCAUCUGCGGCUCCUGCUGGAGCUUUGCCACCACUGGAGCAGUAGAGGGCGCUCUCUUCCUGAAGACAGGCUCCCUGCAGGUCCUGUCUCAGCAGAUGCUGGUGGACUGUUCCUGGGGUUUUGGCAACAACGGCUGCGAUGGGGGAGAGGAGUGGAGAGCUUAUGAGUGGAUCAUGAAGCACGGAGGCAUCGCCACCACAGAAACCUAUGGAGCCUACAUGGGAAUGAAUGGCCUGUGCCAUGUGAACGCGUCCCAGCUCACUGCACAUAUCAAGAGCUACACCAACGUCACCUCAGGCGACGCAGAUGCCCUCAAGCUGGCACUCUUUAAAAACGGCCCAGCGGCGGUCAGUAUCGACGCCUCACAUCGCUCAUUUGUCUUCUACAGCCAUGGCGUCUACUACGAGCCUGCUUGUGGUAAUACCACUGAUUCCUUGGACCAUGCUGUGCUUGCAGUGGGCUAUGGCACCCUGAAUGGAGAGCCAUACUGGUUGAUUAAGAACUCAUGGUCCACCUACUGGGGAAAUGACGGCUACAUCCUCAUGUCUAUGAAGGAUAACAACUGUGGUGUCACCACUGAUGCUACAUAUGUCACACUGGCAUAGGCAUGUCUGUGCCCUGUACAUAAAACUGGAUGUUCAUCAUGUUCACUUCCUAAUAAUGCCACUAUGUGAGAGUGAAUAAUGGUUAAUAAUGGGGUGAUUAUAGUGGGGGUGUGUGUGUGUGUGUGUGUGUGUGUGUGUGUGUGUGUGUGUGUGUGUGUGUGUGUGUGUGUGUGUGUGUGUGUGUGUGUGUGUGUGUGUGUGUGUGUGUGUGUGUGUGUGUGUGU
Molecule: messenger RNA, 2002 nt
Organism: Myripristis murdjan (pinecone soldierfish)
Lineage: Eukaryota; Metazoa; Chordata; Actinopteri; Holocentriformes; Holocentridae
Product: digestive cysteine proteinase 1
Exons: 11
Coding region: 123-1778 (551 amino acids)
Biological process (GO): proteolysis
Molecular function (GO): cysteine-type peptidase activity
Source: RefSeq, a predicted model, not a curated record